ACGACGUAGCAGGAUCACAACGUGCAGUCAUUUUUUCCCAUGCCAGUGAAAAACUAACAACAAUAUAUCUUGACAGUAUCAUGGCGUCCACAGCUACACAGAACGACUCCGACGAUGACGACUUCGCCGAAGCAUUCAAGCGCUAUAAAUACAAAAAUGCCUUCAAUGAAGACAAAUGGGAAGAGGAGUUUGACAAAAUACCCAUGUUCAUGAAAACGGCUCCAGAAGAGAUUGACCCCCAAGAAUAUCCAGACCUUGCAUGUAUGCAGGCUAUCAUCCAUGAUGAAGAUCGGAGCCCCCAAGAAAAAGCACAGAGUUUAAAGAAUGAGGGUAAUGAAUUUUUCAAAGAAAAGAAGUACACAAAGGCUAUCGUGGCAUACACGGAGGCUUUAAAGAAGAAUUGUGGUGACCAAGAGCUGGAUACGGUUCUUCUCACCAACCGAGCAGCGGCACACUUUCAUAUCGGGAACAUGCGCUCUGCACUGAAUGAUGCUACAGCUGCAAAGAAGAUUAAGCCAGAGCAUCUUAAAGCUUUGAUCCGAGGUGCUCAGUGUUGCAUCGAGUUGCGUAACUUUGUGGCAGCCAUCCAGUGGUGUGAAGAGGGUCUUCAAGCUCAUCCUACAGACAAGAAGUUACAGGAGCUGAGAGCUGCAGCAGACAAACACAAGAGAGCAGCAGAUAGAGACGCCAGAAAGGCUAAAGCCAAAGAAAAGAAGUUGAAUACGGAGAAAGAAGCUCUUAUGGCUGCUAUAAAGGAGCGAGGCAUCAAACUUCUCCAGUCUGUGAAACCCUGUCAGUCUAAUUCAGACAGCCAGGAUGAAGACGAGGGAACUUCGGACGCCAUGGACAACCUGAGCAUGAACGGCCUCAGUUCACAGGAAGCCACGGGGGCUCAAGUCUUCCUGGACGAGCAGGGCUCCCUGCACUGGCCUGUGCUGUUCUUGUAUCCUGAACAUCAGCAGAGUGAUUUCAUCUCUGCUUUCUGUGAAAGCAGCAGUUUUUGUGACCACUUUGCCGUCAUGUUUGGGGAAGAACUUCCACCUUGGGAUAUUGACAGAAAAUAUCACCCGCAAAAUUUGCAGGUGUUCUUUGAGGAUGAGGAGAGGGAGGUGCUCUACAGAGUUGACCCAGAAAUAUCGCUUUUGAGUGUGUCACAACACAAAAGGUUUUUUGUCAAAGCGGGUACACCCAGCUUCAUCGUUUUGGUGAAUGGCUCAUCAUUCUGGACCCAAUAUUUAACAGGAAGGAAAAUACGGACAUUGUGAAACUGCCCGCUUUCAUUUUUUUUAAAUUUUAUAUAGGAAAAUGUCCUCCAGAGAUUGUCAGUGUGACAGAAAACAGCAGAUUCUAAAUGCAGUUUAUUUAAACAAUUACAUAUAUGCAACAUCUAAUCACAGUUAGUUACACCAACAAUUCAUGAAUUGCACAGAAUCAAGUCAUAAAUAUUUGCUGUAAAAGCUCGCCUCUAAAAAAAGGCAAUAAAUACAACCUGAGUACUGUCUGUACUACAAAACAUGCAUGUCAACUGAGUAAUACUCCAUUGUCAUUGUUUUUAUGCUGAGAAACUUCACCCAUCUUUUAAAAUACUUCCUAUAAUCAGCUCUGAUAAAUACAUAUGCUUUGUGUAAUUCUGAAUUUCCCAUCACCAAUUCCAAUACAAAUAUAUAAAAAAAAAACUACUUUGCCACUUAUCGCAGUGUUCAGUUGGAUCAUAAUCAUGAUUAUAAUUACUUACUUAAGUGACGACAAAAAUGGGAUUAAUUGUGGAAAUAAAACUUUGCUUGAAUGAACUCAGUCUAAAUCCUGACUAACCUCAAACACAUUAAAGCCUCACAUUUGUAGUGUUUUACUGUUGAGUAACAAAAACCAUUGGUUGUGGCUGCAUCAUCAUCACAGGAGCAGGCUGGUUGACGACAGUUUGGUUCACAACAUUCACCACAGUCGAUGUUUUGUUUUGGUCUUUCAGCUCACGGUGCAUCUGACACCAGCUGCACCACAUACAGAAACAGGAAACCAGAAUGUCCUUGCAGAUGGACCCCUGGACCAAAAAGUAUGCGUUAAAGUUGUUAAUUCAUUCUUUUACAACAUGGCUGUAGCGCUGUGCGUCAAUACCUUGAUACGGUAUGUUUUGCGAAUGGAUGUUCUCAUGGACAAGACGGCAGGGGGGACAAACAGAGGAAUCCCAAAAGUUGUGAACAGAGCAGGGCUGCAGACGUCACACAGGGGUAGACAUCGGUUCUCUCCAUGUCUCCCUGCAACCGUGCAAGCCAGGCAGGGGCAGCACCAGAAACCA
Molecule: messenger RNA, 2293 nt
Organism: Doryrhamphus excisus (bluestripe pipefish)
Lineage: Eukaryota; Metazoa; Chordata; Actinopteri; Syngnathiformes; Syngnathidae
Gene: ttc4
Product: tetratricopeptide repeat domain 4
Biological process (GO): protein folding
Cellular component (GO): cytosol; nucleus
Molecular function (GO): Hsp70 protein binding; Hsp90 protein binding
Source: RefSeq, a predicted model, not a curated record